Paramuricea clavata is the source of this 7896-nucleotide messenger RNA. The record is from the annotation of a GenBank genome assembly. Lineage: Eukaryota; Metazoa; Cnidaria; Anthozoa; Malacalcyonacea; Plexauridae.
GAAAAAAAAGUUGUGAUGCCCUGUACAAAUCAGGAAAGACAACCACCGGCGUGUAUACAAUCGACCCGGACGGCCUGGGAGCUUUUCCUGUUCGUUGUGAUAUGGAAACCACUCCAGGUAGGGGCUGGACUACAUUCCAAAGCCUUGCACUGUGGCACUGUGGACUUUUACAGAAACUGGACUGAAUACAAAACUGGAUUUGGAAAUUUUUCUGGUGAGUUUUGGCUUGGUUUGGACAAGAUUCAUCGCCUGUCAGCCAGUGGGCAGAAUGUGCUGAGAGUUGAUCUCGAAAGUUUUGAAAACGAGAAAACUUAUGCAGUUUAUAAGUCAUUUUCAGUGGGAAAUGAACACAAGGCUUACAUUAUCAAUAUUGGUAACUUCUCAGGUAUAUAAUAAUAAUUAUAAUACAGUAUUAGUAUUAGUAUUGUGAUUGGUCAAGAUAAUGUUCCAGUAGCAUCGUUUGCCAGAAAUCUUGUCAUGUCACAUCAUAUAAAUAAAACUUGUCAAUUCGUAGUAUAUCAUCUUCAUAACAUUAGACGUAUUCGAAAGUUUUUAAGCUAUGAAGAUAGAAAGUCUGUGGUACAAACACUAAUUAUGUCAAGUAUUAACUAUUGUAACAGUCUUCUAUUUGGUGUCACAUAUGUACAUCUGCCUAAACUACAACGGCUACAAAAUACAGCAGCACGUCUUAUCUGUUCUAUCCCUAAGAAUGAUCACAUCACUCCGACUCUCGUCAAACUACACUGGUUCAAAAUUGCCAUGCUUGCUUUUAAAUGUAUCCAUCAGUAUGCACCUCUCUAUCUUGUCAAUCUUUUAAAAGUAAGAAAGAUGUUGUGCUAUAGCCUAAGAUCUAACGAAGGCACAUUGCUUGAAGACUAUAGUACAAAAACCAAGAAAACACUCGGUAACAAAGCAUUCGUAACCUCCGCUCCAAAAAUCUGGAAUGAAUUACCAAUGUAUAUAAGAAAUCUGCAUAACUUCAGUAUUUUUAAGAAAUUAGUUUAGACUUAUUAUUUUGAAGAAGCCUUUAAUGUAAAUAUAGUUCAUGCAUGUAACAUAUAUAAUCUAUAUAAUCUUGUUUAUACUUUUAGUUGGUAACCAUUCAGCAUAGAAUAGUUUUAGUGUAAUUAUGUAUUGUGAUGCGCACUUGAUCAUAUACUAUAACAUGUCAAUUUGCGCAAUAUAAAUAUUUAACAAUUAUUCGCAGAAGGCGAGGUGAUUAUCGGGAAAUAUUCGCCGAGACGAAGUCGAGGUGAAUAUUCCCCAAUAAUCACCGAGCCUGAGGCGAAUAAUUGUUUUAGUAUUUUUUCACAAGUCUUUGUGUUUUUCUUUCCGACUGAAUUUAUUUUAAUUUCACUUAAUAUUUCUUUAUCAAUAACUUCCACAGAACGGCUAGCCGCCAGUUUGAAAAUUUCGGUUUUGUUUUCUUCACCUGUAGGUGAAUAUAACAGCUUCAUACGUCAAGUUUGACCAAUCAACUUGUAGGAUUUGUUAUAUUCACCUGUUAUUAUCCACCGCACAUGAGUUAUUCUGCAAUCUUAGUUGUUGAGCUACUCGCCGUAUAUCAUAUCUUAUUAGAUUCUUCUGAGCCCAAUAUGGCAAAAUAUUAAGUCGAGACUGCAAUAUUGGGCGAGACCAAAGGUCAAGCCUAAUAUUGAAGUCGAGACUUCAAUUUAUAAUAAUUAUUUUGCCAUAUUGGUCGAAGAUGAAUCCAAUAGGUGUUUUAUUACAUCGAAAAAACCGAUUCUAUAGCAAAAACUGAAAGCGUCUUUUCAAGCGAUAAUAAUACACCGAGAAUAAUACUGCGCUAACAUUAACACACAUCGGUGGCGAAUUUGCUCAAGGUGGCUCCAUACAGUUUUCUAGCCUUCGCUUUUUAAAUUAACCAAAUUUAAAUUGAAUACACUUCAGCCUGUUUUCCACUUCAACGGUAUCGUAACGUACCGUACCAUUUUCUUUUGUGUCGCAGUCAUCAGUUCCACACUACCGCUCAGGAAACAAAAAAUACGCUACGAUUCGGGACUAUGCGUAUUGCAGCUGUCGAUAUACAAACAAAUAGGAACAGUGUAAGCGUAAUUACUCUUUUAUUGUUUAAUUUUACAAUGAAAAAUUGUAACAGAGAAUUAAUAAUUAAUUACUUCUUCAGUUAAUGACUAUUAGACAUACCAGGUAUCCCGAAAAAAAGCACACCUUUAUAAAUUUUCCCAUUCUAAUUGUUUAAAUACCUGAGCAUUAAUCUUGUUUUCGUAGUAAAGCUUUUUAACGUACUGUAGCAUUUUCUUUUGUGUCGAAGUCAUUCGUUCCACACUACCGCUCAGGAAACAAACAAAUACGCUACGCUUCGCUACGAUACGGUUGAAGUGGAAAACAGGCUUUACGCUAAACUCACGGAAGCGUUAAAUAUAGAGUGUAUUGAAAAACGAGACCUUAAUAAAUUACUGUAUUCUUGUUAAGCACAAGAUUUUCUACUCCUGGGAAGUUAAAAAAGCUUCUAAAAAGCUUCUUGUCAAACGAAAUUAAAGUUUUAAAUAACUUCGUCAUGCAUAAAAUUCAUUUCUAUUCUCUUUUAUGCACCCGUGGGUUCAUCAUAGUAAUAUUGGCUUUCAAAUUCUAACCUGAGCUUGAUUUCAAAAAGCUAGUAUAUUUUUUUAUAAAAUAACAUGUAUAUAACGCGUGCUCUGAUUGGUCGAAACCCGUGUUUGGAUCAGGCCAUCCAAACACGGAAGACUAUCGUGUUGUUAUUAUUUUAUAAAACAAUUACUUUAUGGUUUCCCUGUUAGGAUGGCCUGAUCCAAACACUUGGGAAUGUUGCUCGAGUUAAGAAAAGCGCGCAAAAUCACUCGCCUUCGGCUCGUGUUUCGCGUGCUUUUCUUAACUCUCGCAACAUUCCCGCGUGUUUGGAUCAGGCCAUCCAAACACGGAAACCAUAAAGUAAUUGUAUAACAUUGCACCAUUCGCUCUCGUCGUAUAUGGCUGACAUGUGUCAGGUCAUAUACGACUAAAGCUCAUCGUAUAAUUGUGGAGACCUUUAGAAAUCAACCAUAUUGUUAAAAUUUGAGUAUGCAGUACUUGAAGUAGCAGGCCUAGAAAAGUGUUUUAUUCUAUAUUCUACAAUACAUACAUGAUAUGCACAAUAACUCGGGACCUGGAGACAAGUUGCAUCAAAACGAGGCUGGUAGCCAGAUGCCAAAUUGUAUCAUUUGAGGCAUUAUGCAUAGUGUGUUAUAGAACUGCAUUGUUUCCUAAAUCUUCACAGUAUCAGUUGCUAACUUGCUAUGACCAGCUUCACCACAGAUUUUGUAAUUUUUAGCUUUUUUCAUGAAUCAUGACAUUAUCAAUUAGGUUCGAAUUUGUUUGCAAGCAGCAGUCCUUGUAUUCAAUUUUUAAUUUAAUUUAAUAUAAACAUUCAUAUGAAACAAAGAGAAAUUAAAAAGCUUGCUAGGAAAUUAUAGAUUAUUUACUAUUAGAUUUAGCACUUUAAUAACUAUUUUAAUUAACGAAAUUUCGAACCACAAUGGCAUAUUAAAUGAUAACCAACGGUCAUAAUACUAAAAUUAAUGCCCAACUUACUUGCUUUGGAAACGUAAAUGAAUGUAAAUGACAAUGAUUCCUCUGUAUAAAACUGUAUUAUUGUUUAAUAUAUUCCUAUUUCCUAUCAGGCUCUUAAAUUCAGAAUUCACUGCCUCUCAUUAACACUAACACUAAGUAUUGCAAGCAGAUUGUAAUUUUUCCGCUGAAGGGAGCAGUAUUUUCAAUAUCUGUUCCCAGACAGCAUCCCUCCCCCCUGGUAAACGGAAUCUUCCUUCCCAUCAUCUCGGUAAUUCCUCUGUGGUCGGGGGGGGGGGGAGUCUACGCAGUCUAUAAGUCAGAAUCAUUCGAUUCCGCAAACGCAAUAUGGCGGGAUAUGCAUCAACAUUUUAAAGUUUUUUAUCAUGUUAUUCAUGUAUUAUGAUAUUAAAAUGAGAUUCCAAAAGCCUAUCACUACAGAUUGUUUCUACUAAAUUUAAUGUUGGUCACAGACAGGCAAGCACGGUAUGUUUACUACAAUAUUCACCUUUAACUUUGCUUUUACUAUAAAUCUAUAUUUUCACGAAUUUUGUGAAUGUGAUUGUGUAUUAAAAUAUUUCUCCUAAAAUUCUGCGCGUAUAUCGUUGGCUCAGUAGCUCUGUUGCCGGUUGUAUAUAAAAACAGUUCAACGAAUAACUUUGCAGUUUGAGCUGUUGAUAUCACAGAGACCUUUAUACUAUAAGUAUAACAGUAUUUUAGUAAAAUUUGAUAGUCAUGUGAUAGCUGCAUAAAAGCUAAGCAAGUACUUUUGAUGUUUUGAUAUCAUUGUAUAGUUGAAAUAGAAUAGAUAAGUGAUCUGGGAAUAUUAAUUUUCAACCAUACUUGGCAGUUUGGGUUCUGUUAUUAUGUUUAAUUAUUUUCACUGUAAUUUAUUAAAUACUGGGUAUUACUGUAUACAGUAUGCCUGCUAAGGCCUGCUUACUGUAUUAAAGUAGAGUAGUUGGUGGAAUUAUUUGAUCAAUACAGCUUUAUGGCAUUACAGAAAAUGUAGUAAAUUAAAAAUAUGAUAACAUUUCAGAUAAUCAGGCUUACAUACUUGUAUGUUGAUGUCAGUUGCAAUGCCAAACUCAUAGAAUAUAUAAGUGAGUAUUGUGAGUCUAAAGAAUUUUGAUUGACAGUAUUUGUGUUUUACUGACGUGAAACUGUGCCGGUUUUUAUUUGCAAAAUAGGUCGAGUUUAGGCGAGUUAAGCAAAAUUCUGUCAACUUCUCAUUGCGAGAUAAGGCGAGAUUGGGCGAGUUAAGCAAAAUUCGAUCAAUUUCUAUUGCGAGAUAGGGCGAGAUAAGGCGAGUUAGGGCGAGUAGAGUAGGCCUUUUGCAUGGCUUUUCGCUGUGCAUAUAUUAGAAAAAGGAGACCUUUAGAAAUUGAAAUAACGUUUAAACAAAAAAUUGUCUGCUCCUGGGAACAAUCUACCAUGCAUACUGUACGUAGAUCACAUGUUACGCACUCGUGGGCUUAGCAAAGUGCUACAGGAUUCAAAUUAUAACAAUGGUUGAUUUCUAAAGGUCUCCUUUUUCUAAUAUAUGCACUGCAUCAAUAUUGCACGCACCACGGUUCAGCAUAUGUGUAAUUUAAAAGGCAUUCAAAUUUUAACAAUAUGUUUGAUUUCUAAAGAUCUCCUUUUUUUUUAUACACCCUGUAUAGUUAUAAAUUCCUUGCGUGCUUGCAUUAUGAAACGUAGUCUCAAAAUCACUAAACAUUAAUGCAUCAACAAAUAGAAAGGAACCGCUAAGACAAAAUGCGAAAACAAUCACCAACUCGAACUCAUAAUAUAGAAAGACCCUACUUAUAUAACGCUAAUAAACGCUCAAAUGUAUUCAGAUAUAACCUUUGAAUUUAUUUUUUAAUACAAGUCCCGGUUUGAGAAGUAACAUUAAUAUCCGAUCGGGUAUAUUACUGGGUCGUUAGUAUAUUCAUAGUUAACAGAAUAGAUGGUUUGGAAACUCAUUAGAAUGACAAUAUAACUCAUUAUCUAUGUUAGUCAACGUUUAUUCAUAAAUAUGGUCCUUCACCGUCACGUGUAUAUUGUAUUUUUGCCAAAUCCACCAAUAGCAAUUUGCAAUUUGCCCCAUUGUUCGAGUCACGGAUAGGUAACUUUCCUAAAACAUUGCUAUUGUUAGUUGGGCAAAAAUACAAUACACACGUGACGGUGAACGACCAGAUUUACGAAUAAACUUUGACUAAUAUAGAUAAUGAGUUAUAUUGUUAUUCUAAUGAGUUUCGAAACCAUCUAUUCUAUUAACUAUGCAUGUUAUAUUGCUUACAAAACACACCAAAAUUACUAACUACUCGAUCUGAUUAUAACUAUAAAGCACAACUUAAGUUUUACAGCCCAACAGUAAAAAUUCAUUGCGGAUAUUUUAAGUAAAUCGCAUGUUUUUGUAACAUCAGAUAUAGUAAAAUUUUAUUCUUUUUAUUAAAAUGUUUAUAGUUAAACGAAAUAGAAGGAAAAUUUAAAACCCAUCCGGGCCUUCCUACAUUGGCUAAAAUAUUUAUAGAUUUUUAAUUUUGUUGAAUAUUUACUUCACAGGGACAGCAGGAGACUCUUUAACUUCUACCAACGUGAUGAAAUUCAGCACUAAAGACGUCGAAAAUGAUAUCUCGCCUGGUACACCUUGUGCUCAGCGCUGGCACGGCGCAUGGUGGUUUGGGAACUGUAUGGAUGCACACUUGAAUGGCGAAUAUCUAGGAGGUAGACACCACGGAGGAAAAAAGGCAGGUGUUUUAUGGAUGAGCUUUAAAGGAUUGUAUUACUCUUUAAAGGGCAGUGAAAUGAAAGCAGGACCUGAUAAAAUUUAAAACGCUCGUUUUAUUAUAAACAUUUUGAAAACUUUGUAAAAUUUUGCUCUUUACUGAUAAUGUAACUAGAUAUAGAAUGAAUAUAUUGAAAGCUUUUGGCUUAUGCCUAUGCGCACGCGCAAUGACCUAUAUAGGCGCUGCCUUGCUGCCGUGCGUUCGAACGUAUAAUAAAGCUUGAGUACUAGUGUAUUAUCUAAUACACGUCUUGACCGCGAAUUAGAGAGACAGAGAUGUUAAUUCUCACGUACUGUAGUUUACGCUUCUGAAACAACGCUUCCCAUUUUUUUAUCGUCGGCACAGAAACAUCAACAAAACAACACUGGAAAAAAUUUUGAAAAUCCAUAGAAUGGAAAUUGUAUGGAUCCUUAUUGGCAAUAUAAUGGAUUUUUGAUUAUCCAUACUAUGGAUAUAGUAUCGAAAUAGUAUGGAUAUACUAUGGAUUUUGUGGUUCAAUUGCAAAUCUCAUAGUUUGGAUUUCACAUUUUUUCCCAGUGCACCUGCCAAUGGCGCCGUCAGGAUUUUUUUGGGGGAGCUGGGGGUGGGGGAGGACAACCUGCCAAUCUCUAAGUCAAACAUUUUGGGCGUCUGGGUGCAUUCAUGAUCCCAGCCGGGGGUGGUAGAAUUUUGCAUGGGUCUCUAAAACGACAUUUCCUGCAUUGUAUUUCUUGCAUUGGAUGAAUAUGCAGCGAAGAAUAUCAAAUUCUCCGACACUAAUUAUUGUUUUGGAGGACUUUGUUCGCCCCACCUUUAUCCCUGUUCUACCACCCCAACACGUAAGUGUUUUGUGAAGAAUAUAGAGGUGUCUGCGGGACCUUUAUUGGAAAUAAAGUGGAUUUUGAGAAUCCAUAAUAAUUGUGUACUUCCACACCAUGGACAUAGCAUCGAAAUAGUAUGGAUAUACUAUGGAUUUAGUGGUGCAAUUGCAAAUUUCAUAGUAUGGAUUUCACAUUUUUUUCCAGUGUAUUAUAUAUAUAUAUAUAUAUAUAUAUAUAUAUAUAUAUAUAUAUAUAUAUAUAUAUAUAUAUAUAUAUAUAUAUAUAUAUAUAUAAUGCAUAACUGCAAAUUAAUUAAGCAUAUAUAUAUCAAGCGCAUAACUGCGAAGCAGCCUUAUACAGUUAAGAUGUCAGCUGAUGUUGGAUGGAUUGUUUUUAUAACCAGUUGUGGUCGUCAUAGCUUAAUUUGUAGUCCGUAAUUUUGUAGUUGAUAAAAUGUACUUUAUAUGUUCUUUACAUAUGAAAAACUCUUUUGAAAAUUAAAUUGUAUUUGGAACAAAAACAUGGGACUAACCUCUUAUUAUUAAAGAGCGAUUGGAUCCUGUGAUUUUCAGGUUGCAAAAGCGCAGUACUGUCGUUUACUGCUUUUGCAAAUACGGUCGAUUAACUUUUUGUCGCUAUAUAUAUAUGAGUCAAUAACGUCGAUUUCAGGAAGGAUGCGGGAUGCCAGUCUGAAAUGUGGACUAUUGUCUCUUAAAAGCCUUAAGAGUAGUUGAUGGUUGCGCAGAGCAUGAGACCUGUUGGUUUUUAGUUUAAAG